Molecule: messenger RNA, 2048 nt
Organism: Molossus molossus (Pallas's mastiff bat)
Lineage: Eukaryota; Metazoa; Chordata; Mammalia; Chiroptera; Molossidae
Product: histone H1.0
Exons: 1
Coding region: 243-827 (194 amino acids)
Biological process (GO): negative regulation of DNA recombination; nucleosome assembly; chromosome condensation
Cellular component (GO): nucleosome; nucleus
Molecular function (GO): nucleosomal DNA binding; double-stranded DNA binding; structural constituent of chromatin
Source: RefSeq, a predicted model, not a curated record
GAGGCGCGGGGGCGGUGGCACAGCCGGAGCCGCAGACGCCUCGCGCAGGGACCGACCGAGCGACCGAGCGGCCGGCGGGCUGAGCCACGCAGGAGCGGCGCAGCGAGCUCUCCCGCGACCCGAGCCAGGUCCCAGAGAGGCAGGGGCGCGAAAGCGACCCCGACCCGGGCUUUUCUCGGCCUCCGACGGGGGCUGGCCCUCCUGAAGGCGCCUUCUCCAGCAGCAGGACCAGGCAGCCCACCAUGACCGAGAACUCCACGUCUGCGCCCGCGGCCAAGCCCAAGCGGGCCAAGGCUUCCAAGAAGUCCACAGACCACCCCAAGUACUCAGACAUGAUCGUGGCUGCCAUCCAGGCGGAGAAGAACCGCGCUGGUUCCUCGCGCCAGUCCAUCCAGAAGUACAUCAAGAGCCACUACAAGGUGGGCGAGAACGCCGACUCGCAGAUCAAGUUGUCCAUCAAGCGCCUGGUUACCACUGGGGUCCUCAAACAGACCAAAGGAGUGGGUGCCUCGGGGUCUUUCCGGCUGGCCAAGAGCGACGAGCCCAAGCGGUCAGUGGCCUUUAAGAAGACGAAGAAGGAAGUCAAGAAGGUGGCCACGCCAAAGAAGGCAGCCAAGCCCAAGAAGGCAGCCUCCAAAGCCCCCAGCAAGAAGCCCAAAGCCACCCCAGUCAAGAAGGCCAAGAAGAAGCCGACUGCCACGCCCAAGAAAACCAAAAAACCCAAGACUGUCAAAGCCAAGCCAGUCAAAGCAUCCAAGCCUAAGAAGGCCAAACCAGUGAAGCCCAAAGCCAAGUCCAGUGCCAAGAGGGCCAGCAAGAAGAAGUGACAGUGAAGCUCUUGUGGACACUCCUGCCUGUCUCCUAUUUUUCUGUAAAUACUUUUCUCCUCUCUUACUCCUCAUCUGCAGCCCCUUGCCCCUUUCUAUUCUGACUUUUAUGAGACAGAAUUUGGAUUCCUCGGAAAUUAGGGAAUAGUCCAUUUUUCCUUAACCAGUCGUACAAGGACAGCUAAAAACAAUCUCAUCUCUGUAAUGAUGAGAAUGUACUUAUAUUUUGUUCUGUUAAUUUGUUAUUACUCUACUUAGGGUUUGGGGUGGGUUUGUGUGUUUUAUUUAGUUGGAUGGUUUGUUCACUAUGAAGGUAAAAGUGGGGGUGGGGUGGGGGAAUCGGGAAGCAGUUUGUCUGGCUAGUUGAGAGGAAGCCCAGGAAUUGUAAGGAGCAUCUUUAAGACAAGUAAGUUUUCUUUAAGUUGAGCAGCCCUUGUGAGUUUCAGAACCUUGUUGGGAGGAGAGGGGUGGCAGCAGCUGGACACCAAGUUAGGGGGGGUGGAAUAAACCCUCUCUGAGCUGACUUCCACCUCCCAAUGGUGAGCAUUGUGGGGUCUAAGUCCAAUUUCCUUUUCACUUGUUAGUCUGUCCCUGCGGCCUCCCUAUUGUCCUCGGGAAGGGAGGGGGUGUGGAAGUGACAGCUGGUCUGAGAAGCUGUGGCUUCUCUCAGCUGGGAACUAGCCAUGGGGGGGGGGGUCUUUACGGCUUCAGAAAGUCUGUUCUGGGAGUGGAAACUUUGGGGGAAGGGUGGGGAGUCAGUCAGCCAAGUGCCUCAGUGUGCCCUGUUGAAACUUGGGUUUUUCCACACAAUUGGAUUGUAUUCCCCUGGUUUUUGGUUCCUCCUGUACAAGAGGUGGCUUUGGUGGUCUGGUGAGUCUCCAGCCCUGCCAACGCCACUGAAAAACUUCCCGACCUCUUUACUUCUGAGUCUUUUCUAAGUAGUGGUAGAUGGGGGAGGGGUAGUGGGCGGGGAGUGGACAGUAAGACAUACUGCAGUCGAUUUUUGAAUUGCUAAGUAGUUUUACAGAGCUAAGUCUGUGUAUGUGCGUGUAAAUGUGUAUAUACCUAUCUAGAGCUAGCACUUACGUUUCACACCCGGGAGCUGGGAGAAAAAACCUGUACAGUCGUUUUUCUCAUAAAAUAGGAAAACGCGCAAUUGCGCGUCGUACCCCCCCCCCUUUUUUUUUUGUAAAAAAAAGUGUUAUUUGUGCGGGAAGAAUU